This is a messenger RNA of Folsomia candida, 2042 nucleotides long. RefSeq names its product UDP-glucuronosyltransferase 1-8. The record is from RefSeq and is a predicted model, not a curated record. The transcript is spliced from 5 exons. Lineage: Eukaryota; Metazoa; Arthropoda; Collembola; Entomobryomorpha; Isotomidae. Bases 272 to 1852 code for a protein of 526 amino acids. Gene Ontology annotation, molecular function: UDP-glycosyltransferase activity.
GUCUUCAUAAGACCAUCCAUCCGAUAUAAAGCAGACCACAUGAUAUUUAAUAGUUUAGUCUGAUAUUGCAAGUCAUUUCACCGGUUGGUGUGCAUUUAUUUUAUCGUUACGAGAAACUCUAUCGGUUUCGAUUUUAUUUUUCCAGUAAACAUUUUUAACAACCUUUUAACUUUUUGACAAUUUUUUUAUUCUAUGACAUUCCAUUAUAUUACACGUCAGAAACUUAUUUUAAAAAGUGAAACGUAAUCUGCAGCUAAAUAUUUAAUUUAACAUGAAAAUUACGUGGUGCGCCUCACUUGUGUUAUUACUUGGACUAGCAUCCUUCAGCCAUGGGGCUAACAUCUUGUUUUAUUUUGGAGUGUCAACUUAUAGCCACCGCAUCACAGCUUGGCCCCUGGUAGAAGCUCUUGUAGAGAAAGGCCACAAGGUAACUUUCCUUCAGGCCGCGGAAAACAAGAAUCCCAAUCCAAAAGUAGAAGAGCUUGUUCUCAAUGACACCGUGUCCGUGGGGGCGAUGGAUUUCUUGGACAUGAAGCUAAAGUUUGGAAGCAUGAUGAUGCCGAUUCUAGUUCACAUGCUGCCAGAACUCGGGGACAUGGCAUGUCGUGCGACCUUAAAUGACCCUAAAAUGCUGACAUGGAUAAAUUCUCACAAGGUGGAUGUGGUUGUGAUCGAUAGUCUUUUCAACGAUUGUGCGCUUGGACUCGCGUACAAAUGGAAUGCACAAGUGGUCAUAUUUGGAACAAGUACCGUUUUCGAAUGGUGGGCUGACGACUAUGGGUUUCCCGCGGAAACUAAUUGGAUUGCGGACACGCACUUCGGCCAGAAUAUGCCGCUUUCCUUUCUGGGAAGAGUGUUUUCUACGCUCAUGACUCUACAUAUGAGAUUAAUGAAGAAUGUUUUUUUGUAUCCGAGACUGGAAGUAAUGCUGAAAGAGAAAUUAAAUAUGCCGGAGAUGCCAUCCCUGGCAGAACUGAACUCUAAACCCAGUUUGGUGCUAAUGAACACCCAUUUUAGUGAAGAAUUGGCCCGAUCUCUACCUCCCUUGAUAAUUCCGGUUGGGGGCAUGCACUGUACUGAUAAACUCCAAAAAAUUCCCCAAGACAUGGAAAAAUUCAUUAACGGAUCUGGUCCAGAGGGUUUCAUUUACGUUAGUUUUGGGAGUGAAAUAAAAGUAGUAAGCGGUCCGAAAUAUGUGCGAGAUGCAUUUUUCAAUGCGUUCAGAAAUUCAAAGGCACGUUUCAUCUGGAAAUGGGAUGGACCAAGGCCUGAUGAUAUGCCACCAAAUAUAUUUAUUGCCUCUUGGAUCCCCCAACAGUCGCUUUUGGCACAUCCUGCAAUAAAAAUCUUUAUCACGCAUGGGGGACUGUUAAGCAUUCAAGAAGCCUUAUAUCAUUCUGUCCCAAUGAUCAGUUUUCCCGUUUUCGCUGAGCAAGAUUACAAUGCUGAGAGAGUCCACCGAACAAAACGUGGAAUACGACUUGAAAUCACAUCAGUCACUCAAGAACAAAUUGAAGGAGCAGUACAUGCAAUUUUGACUGACGACACGUAUCGAAAGAACGUGAAAACCGCCUCAAGACUAUUUAAAGAUCGGCCUCAGAAGCCUGUCGAAACGGCCGUGUGGUGGAUGGAGUACAUCAUGAGAAAUAAGGAGGAUGCGAGUGUCCUUCGUCCUUUGGCCGUGACGCAGUGGUGGUUCCAGCGUCGAUCAUUAGAUGUGUGGGCUUUUAUUUUUUCAGUCAUAGUGUUAAGCUUUGUUUUAUCCAUUCUUGUGUUUAAAAAAUUAUUGUCAUGUUGUUGCGGAAAGAAGGAAGCCAAAACUAAGAUAAAAACAAAAUCCAAGAAACAGUAAAAAAAAAUACCUUGUUAAAUUCCCCUUCUGAAAAAAAAGAGGGAAUCACAAUUUAUGGCAGUUAAAAAAUUAUUGAUCAGAGUUAUAUCAUGUUUUAAAAUUCUCAUUGUUAUUGUCUGAUUUGUUAUUUCGGGUAAACACAGUAUUAGAAAAAUCAAUAAACAGAGUAUGUAUUUAUGUAUAUACCAAA